AUGGAGUCCAACCCAGCCGGGUCUACCAGUCCACAGUCCCCAAGAGCCAAUGGGAACAUCAACCUGGGCCCUUCAGCCAACCCCAAUGCCCGGCCCACUGACUUCGACUUCCUCAAGGUCAUUGGCAAAGGGAACUAUGGGAAGGUCCUACUGGCCAAGCGCAAGUCCGACGGCAUAUUCUAUGCGGUGAAGGUGCUACAAAAAAAGUCCAUCUUAAAGAAGAAGGAGCAGAACCACAUCAUGGCCGAGCGCAGCGUGCUUCUCAAGAACGUGCGGCACCCCUUCCUCGUGGGCCUGCGCUACUCCUUCCAGACGCCUGAGAAGCUCUACUUUGUGCUGGACUACGUUAACGGUGGAGAGCUCUUCUUCCAUUUACAACGAGAGCGACGCUUUCUGGAGCCCCGGGCCCGGUUCUACGCUGCAGAGGUGGCCAGCGCCAUCGGCUACCUACAUUCUCUCAACAUCAUUUACAGGGAUCUGAAACCAGAGAACAUUCUCUUGGACUGCCAGGGACACGUGGUGCUGACAGACUUUGGCCUCUGUAAGGAAGGCGUUGAGCCUGAGGAGACCACGUCCACCUUCUGUGGCACCCCCGAGUACUUGGCCCCUGAGGUGCUUCGGAAGGAACCUUACGAUCGGGCAGUGGACUGGUGGUGCUUCGGGGCAGUCCUCUAUGAGAUGCUGCAAGGCCUGCCACCCUUCUAUAGCUCAGAUGUGUCCCAGAUGUAUGACAACAUUCUGCACAAGCCACUGCAGAUCCCUGGGGGCCAGACAGUGGCCGCCUGCGACCUCCUGCAAAGCCUUCUCCACAAGGACCAGAGGCAGAGGUUGGGCUCUAAAACAGACUUUCUUGAGAUAAAGAACCAUGUAUUCUUCAGCCCCAUCAACUGGGACGACUUGUAUCACAAGAGACUGACUCCACCCUUCAACCCAAAUGUGGCAGGACCUGCUGACUUGAAACACUUUGACCCAGAGUUCACCCAAGAAGCCGUGUCAAAAUCUAUUGGCUGCACUCCAGACACUCUGGCUAGCAGCUCCGGGGCGUCAAGUGCAUUCCUGGGGUUUUCCUAUGCCCCAGAGGAGGAUGCCAUCUUGGAUAGCUAGAAGAGAAUGCCCCUGUGACACCACCAAAGACAGCUGGUAUCAGUAAGGAGUUACAUUCUGCUGCUUGUAACAGACACAGUAACAAUGGCUUAAACAAAAAAACAGGUAUAUU
Elephantulus edwardii (Cape elephant shrew) is the source of this 1216-nucleotide messenger RNA. RefSeq names its product serum/glucocorticoid regulated kinase 2 (gene SGK2). Gene Ontology annotation, biological process: protein phosphorylation. Bases 1 to 1104 code for a protein of 367 amino acids. The record is from RefSeq and is a predicted model, not a curated record. Gene Ontology annotation, molecular function: protein serine/threonine kinase activity; ATP binding. The transcript has 12 exons. NCBI's taxonomy places the organism in Eukaryota, Metazoa, Chordata, Mammalia, Macroscelidea, Macroscelididae.